Apodemus sylvaticus (European woodmouse) is the source of this 1521-nucleotide messenger RNA. It is a transcript of the gene Asb11, whose product is annotated as ankyrin repeat and SOCS box containing 11. Gene Ontology annotation, molecular function: protein binding. Bases 61 to 945 code for a protein of 294 amino acids. The record is from RefSeq and is a predicted model, not a curated record. NCBI's taxonomy places the organism in Eukaryota, Metazoa, Chordata, Mammalia, Rodentia, Muridae. Gene Ontology annotation, biological process: intracellular signal transduction; positive regulation of protein catabolic process; protein ubiquitination. The transcript is spliced from 7 exons.
ACACUAGACAUCAGUGGUUUCACAUAGAGAAACAAGAACUCCAAAAUACGAAGCAGCGAAAUGCUUCAACUAGCUUGUGAAGAAGGUGUCAGAAGGCCUGGACUGUGGAAAGAGAUUUCUUUUGGGGAUUAUAUAUGUCACACAUUUCAGGGAGACUGCUGGGCUGAUCGAUCCCCGCUCCACGAGGCUGCAGCCCAGGGGCGCCUACUGGCUCUUAAAACUUUAAUUGCACAAGGCAUCAAUGUGAACCUUGUAACAAUCAACCUGGUCUCCUCUCUCCAUGAGGCAUGCCUUGGGGGUCAUGUGGCCUGUGCUAAGGCCUUGCUGGAAAAUGGUGCACAUGUCAAUGCACUGACUGUUCAUGGGGCCACUCCCCUCUUCAAUGCUUGCUGCAGUGGCAGUGCUGCAUGUGUCAAUGUGCUGUUGGAGUUUGGAGCCAAGGCCCAGCUUGAGGUCUACCUGGCUUCACCUAUUCACGAAGCAGCGAAGAGAGGUCACAGAGAGUGCAUGGAGAUUCUGCUGGCAAAUAACGUUAACAUUGAGCAAGAUAUUCCUCAGCUGGGAACUCCUCUGUAUGUGGCCUGUACAUACCAGAGAGUUGAUUGUGUGAAGAAGCUUCUAGAACUAGGAGCAAGUGUUGACCAUGGCCGGUGGCUGGAUACCCCACUGCAUGCUGCAGCGAGGCAGUCCAGUGUGGAGGUCAUCAAUCUGCUCACUGAGUAUGGGGCUAACCUGAAACUCAGAAAUGCGCAGGGCAAAAGUGCCCUUGAGCUUGCUGCUCCCAAGAGUAGUGUGGAGCAGGCGCUCUUGCUCCACGAAGGUCCACCUGCUCUUUCUCAGCUCUGCCGCCUGUGUGUCCGGAAAUGCUUGGGCCGAACAUGUCAUCAAGCCAUCUACGCACUAGGUCUGCCAGAACCGCUGGAAAAAUUCCUCUUAUACCAAUAGUUAGAGACAUGUAGGCUGUUGCCUGCUGUAGGACACUUAGUAUGCACGUUAGGUAGCUUGACCUAUUAUCCUAAAAGUCUGCGUACCCAGUUAGAAUAAAGCUUCCAUAAAUCCAGACACUUGCCAUGAACAAGCUCCUGGUUUAUUUUAAUGAUUGCCAAGAGGUUAGUUUUUAACUCUUGUUGAUCAAUUUAAAAUGAAACUGAAAUAGAGGGAAAAUAAUAGUCUGGUGUUGGAUGAUUCAGGACCCUCCAGUACCUGGCACUGGGGUCAGCAUUCUGAAUAAUGAAUACACACAGGUAGAUAAGAUUAAAUUAAACUACUUAAGGAACCUUCUCAAUUCACUCCUUUUCCAAUAAGUUUUGUUAGUUUACUGUUUUCUUAAAAUAAAUUUCUGCAGUGAUUUUGAUUUCUUUUAAUUUUUAAAAAUAUAUCAGUAACUUAGUAGGGCUGGAGAAAUGGCUCAGCAGUUAAGAGCGUUUGCUGCUCUUGCUGAAGACUGCUUGGUUUGGUUCCCAGAACUCUUGUGGCAGCUCACAACCAUCUGAUGCCCUCUUCUGGCUGCUACAGGUACUA